CUCACAACGGGGACAACCUCAAGAGCUUAUCCCAUUUAUAGAAUAUCAAACGAAGGUCUAUCAAUUGCUCACGUUUUUGGAUAUCAAGCAAGAAGUUCAAAAAUUCUGUGGGUUUUUUUCCAGAAAUAGUGAAAUCAGUAGGGUCUACUUCAAAUCUUUAGUCUUUUUCGACGGAGAUUAAAGAUUUCAUAGGAAUUUUACGCAUUUCGGAUUCAAGAUAAGAAAAACUUGCAAGCACACUUUCUUCUGGAUUACUCAUUGUACUUUCCACAACUUUUCAAUCAUGGAUACUUUAGCUCACACGAUUGCUGCAUCCAUUUUCAUCAAAAUGGAUGCAAGGGUCAAGCUCUGGUGAGUUGCCAAACUGGGCACUCAACCUCACCAUCCUAACUGAGUACAUCAACACCCUCCUCCCAAAAGAGCGAGACAUCCUCUUCGAUAAACUAGGCAUCAAAAGUAUCAGAGAUUUAGAGUCGCUGUUCCUAUCGCAAAACGAGAUGCAUGUCGAACCGUACGAAGAGCAACUUAUGAACAUCACAGAGUAUUGGUUAAGCAAGCAUCUACGGCUGAUUGUUCCACCAAUAUUGAUAGUGAUCGGCACAAUAGGAAACAUCCUAUCCUGUAUCAUAUUGCUUCGGCGGCAAAUGGCACGGAUUUCAACCUAUGUCUAUCUUGGUGCUCUAGCAAUUGUGGAUACCUUCGUCCUCUACAUGGGGCUGUUUCGAAUAUGGUUAGGAGAAGUGGCCGAUUUCAAUAUAAUGGGAAAACACGAUGCUAUCUGCAAGAUAUUUAUGCUGUUGGGUUACACAGCCAGCGAUUUUUCUGUAUGGAUAAUUGUUGCUGUGACUGUUGAACGUUACAUUGCCGUCUGUUUUCCGCUACAGGCAAACGUCAUGUGCAACACAAAACGCGCCUUAUUUGUGAUUUUGGCGAUACUGGCCGUGAUAUUAACUAUAAACCUACACUUCCUGUGGACAGUAAAAGUCGUAGAGUUCAAAGAAUUUGGUGAACAUGUUAAGAAGUGCACAGGAGGGGAGCGGUACCAGGAUUUCAUCCGCAUUUGGCCGUGGGUUGAUGCGUUCAUCUAUUCAUUUCUCCCUUUCAUUCUAAUCAUGAGUCUAAAUUUUCUAAUCAUACGGCAAGUGUUUCUUGCACAUCGUGACCGGGAACAAUUUCUAUCCAAUGACUCACAACGCCGCACAACCUCUCAAGACACUGGCUACAAAAUCACUGUCAUGCUUUUGUCAAUAUCUUUCACCUUCCUCUUAACAACAUUACCAAUGGUAAUUUGUAUGAUCAUUGGCGCCAUACUGCAAUCAGAUACCGAUCUGAAAGUCAUAGCGCAGAUAUCGCUAGCGAGCACGAUUACGGAGUACCUCAUGUAUAUAAAUCACUCUAUGAACUUUUUCCUGUAUUGCGCAACAGGGCAGAAAUUCCGUCAACAACUUUCUCGUCUGGCUUGCUGGAAAACUGAAAUGAACCAGUACAGAUCACAAAUGGUUUCUGAAAGCAUGACGGUAAAUGGUGGGACCUACAACUGUACAUAUCGCUCCCGGAACGCUGAUCAAACUGAGAUGAUUGAUGUGAAUAACAGGUCCGGUAAACAGUGUCUUCUAAACCGAACUGUGACAUAGAGCAGUACCUCUCUAUCAGGGAUUUGAAGGCCCUGUUGCAGCAGGGGUGAAGCUGUCGAUCCAGGGGGUCCAAAUUGGAAUCAGUGCUGUCCGGACCAAGUGGAGACCCUUCAGAUCAAACAUUGACCAGAACCAAUCAAAUCGGAUAUCCAUUUUCGAAAUGUUGUGGAGGUUUCCCAGUACUGUUGCAUGCCCCGAAGGCUCUUUCUAAAUAGAUUUUGAGAAUGCCAGGAAACUGAAAAACAACGAUCGAAGACAACCCAAAUUGUGAGAAAACCUGGCUGAUAUAUGGAUCUUGGGCUCUUCCAUCAAUGAUUUCUAUGAGAAAUGACUGGGGAAAGUUGCGGAAGGAAAGUAACAAAAGGUGACAAGGUCAACCAAGUUGGAAAGAGCCUCUGGAACAUGAUCACACGGAAAAUACAUUAGAUGACAAUUUCUGAAUAAUUGUGUUUUCUAUGCUGAUUUGUAAAUAAGCUGUCUUAAAUCAUGUCUUCAAUACAUCGAUUGAAAUAUU
Lineus longissimus is the source of this 2148-nucleotide messenger RNA. Its product is annotated as FMRFamide receptor-like. Gene Ontology annotation, molecular function: G protein-coupled receptor activity. The transcript has 2 exons. Gene Ontology annotation, cellular component: membrane. NCBI's taxonomy places the organism in Eukaryota, Metazoa, Nemertea, Pilidiophora, Heteronemertea, Lineidae. Gene Ontology annotation, biological process: G protein-coupled receptor signaling pathway. The coding region runs from base 333 to 1634 and encodes 433 amino acids. The record is from RefSeq and is a predicted model, not a curated record.